This is a messenger RNA of Pelobates cultripes (western spadefoot toad), 14486 nucleotides long. NCBI's taxonomy places the organism in Eukaryota, Metazoa, Chordata, Amphibia, Anura, Pelobatidae. The record is from the annotation of a GenBank genome assembly.
AGAGGACGGCUGAUAUGUCUGACCAGAGAUAGAGAGGAAGCAGUGCCAGCCGGGACCCUGCUCUCCCCCGUGUCCUUCCCUCCCGGAGGUAAACUCGGUGUCCGUAUACAGCCCGCCCGAGGGACCGACCGCCCCGUCUGCUUCACCGCUAAACAGCAUAUUUACCCCGGGGCAGCCGGCACUGGCUGGUGUUUGGCGCGCUGACUGCGAGCUCUAAUAUCGUGUGUCAGGGGCCCGCCCGCACCGGCUCCAAUCUGUCACACUCUGCCCGCCCGCACCGUCUGUCCCCCCCUCUGUGUAAUCUGCCCUGUGUCCCCCCCUCUGUGUAAUCUGCCCUGUGUCCCCCCCCUCUGUGUAAUCUGCCCUGUGUGUCCCCCCUCUGUGUAAUCUGCCCUGUGUGUGUCCCCCUCUGUGUAAUCUGCCCUGUGUGUCCCCCCUCUGUGUAAUCUGCCCUGUGUGUGUCCCCCUCUGUGUAAUCUGCCCUGUGUGUCCCCCCUCUGUGUAAUCUGCCCUGUGUGUCCCCCCUCUGUGUAAUCUGCCCUGUGUGUGUCCCCCUCUGUGUAAUCUGCCCUGUGUGUGUCCCCCCUCUGUGUAAUCUGCCCUGUGUGUGCCCCCCCUCUGUGUAAUCUGCCGUUGUCCCCCCCUCUGUGUGUCUGCCCUGUUGUGUCCCCUCUGUGUAAUCUGCCCUGUGGUGUGUCCCCUCUGUGUAAUCUGCCCUGUGUGUGUCCCCUCUGUGUAAUCUGCCUGUGUGUCCCCCCCCUCUGUUAAUAAUCUGCCCUGUGUGUCCCCUCGUGUAAUCUGCCUGUGUGUGUCCCCCUCUGUGUAAUCUGCCCUGUGUGUCCCCCUGUGUAAUCUGCCCUGUGUGUCCCCCUCUGUGUAAUCUGCCCUGUGUCCCCCAUCUUAGUGUAAUCCUGCCCUGUCCCCCCCCCUCUGUAAUCUGCCCCUGUGUGUGUCCCCCCUAGUGUAAUCUGCCCUGUGUGUCCCCCCUGUGUAAUCUGCCCCUGUGUGUGCCCCCUCUGUGUGAUCUGCCUGUUGUCCCCUCUGUGUAAUCUGCCCUGUCCCCCCUCUGUUAAUCUGCCCCUGUGUGUCCCCCCCCCUCUGUGUAAUCUGCCCUGUGUCCCCCCUCUGUGUAAUCUGCCCUGUGUGUCCCCCCUCUGUGUAAUCUUGCCCUGUGUCCCCUCUGUGUAAUCUGCCCUGUGUGUCCCCCACUCUGUGUAAUCUGCCCGUGUGUGUCUCCCCCUCUGUGUAAUCUGCGGGUGUGUGGCGUCUCACCUCUCUGUGUAAUCUUGCGGGUGUUGGCGUCCUCCCCCUCCUGUGUAAUCUGCCGUGUGUGUGCGUCUCCCCCUCUGUGUAAUCUUGGGUGUGUGUCUCCCCCUCUGUGUGUCUGCCGUGUGUGGCCGUCUCCCCCCUCCUGUGUAAUCUAGGUGUGUGUGGCCGUCCUCCCCCCCUCUGUGUAAUCUGGGUGUGUGGCCGUCUCCCCCCCUCUGUGUAAUCCUGCUGGUCUGAUGUGGCCGUCUCCCCCCCUCUCUGUGUAAUCUGCGGUGUGUUGGCCGUCUCCCCUCUGUGUGUCUGCCGUGUGUGGCCGUCUCCCCCUCUGUGUGUCUGGGUGUGGCGUGUCCCCCCCUCUGUGUAAUCUGCCGUGUGUGGCCGUGUCCCCCCUCUGUGUAAUCUGCCGUGUGUGGCCGUGUCCCCCCUCUGUGUAAUCUGCCGUGUGUGGCCGUGUCCCCCCUCUGUGUAAUCUGCCGUGUGUGGCCGUCUCCCCCCUCUGUGUAAUCUGCCGUGUGUGGCCGUCUCCCCCCUCUGUGUAAUCUGCCGUGUGUGGCCGUCUCCCCCCUCUGUGUAAUCUGCCUUGUGUGGCCGUCUCCCCUCUCUGUGUAAUCUGCCUUGUGUGGCCGUCUCCCCACCCCUCUGUGUAUAAUCUGAGCUGUUGAGCCCCUGCUAUACUGUGUUACAUUUCUCCUUCACUCUGGUGUAGUAUAUUUUUCACCUUUUUUAUUUUUCUCAGUCUAUAUUAAGUGUCUUUUUUGUUUUUCCCUCAGUUUCUUGUCAAUCUACACUUUCUUUGGAAGAUGGAUAUAUCCAGCCCAACUCCCGUCCCUGCUCACACUUUGAGCCGGCCGUCUGGUCUUCCUGUGGCGAAGGCUCUGUUUUCGUGCAAGGCAGACACUGCUCUGUCUCCGGUCACUAACCUGGCUUUGAACAUGGACCAGCUGGCAUGUCUGGGCAGGUACUGAAUUCUGGCCAGUCCAAAAUCUUCCUUUUAUUUGUCUCUAUUAAAACUACGAACAGAUGGAUAACUAUUGCGUACAUGUAAUGCAGGGCAGUGACUAGUUUAUUAACCUUGCAGUACACCCUUCCUGAAUCAAUCUCGGCUAACUUGUCGGCAAUAGCCGUAGGGUUAAGUGGUUAUAUUGAUUAUACGUGCACGUUAUGGUACAAACCAUAACCUUCCUUUCUUCCAACAAUUGUUCUAUAACGGUUACUGUUACAUGGUCACUUUAUUAAUGGAAAGCUCUGUAAUUGUGCGAACCUGGCACUGAUCUCAAGACUUUGUGGAAUGUGAUAACUGCGCUAAAUUCCCAGAAAUCCUGCUAACCUAUGAGCCCAUCACAAUUUAGUAUUUCCUUCUUAGAUGAAGGAUAUCUUCAGUAAUAUGCAGUAAUUCUGUCAGUUUACUGAAUUCUUGUUUUAUUUAGCUGUGCUUGCUGCAACACAGUAUUUGACUGAUUUUGCAUGUGUUAUCUUCCCGUUACUACUUCACAAAUUAGGGACUAUCUAAGCACCAAAAUCACUUUGCCUUCAAGGAACUCUUCAGAGACCGAAGAUUUCUUAAUGGUCUGCAUUCCAGCUCAUUGAGACGUGUUGGAAAGACUCCAGUACUCAGAUUGGUGACUGGAAUAAAAGGGUGGGCUUUCUGCAGAUUUUCCAAGCUGCUCUCUCAUAUAUCCCCAAAUAGUACAUGCAGCAAAAAUUAGAUGCAUGCUUUCUCAGAUAUACGUACUAAAAAGGGAGGGGGGGGAGGGGCAGAGGAGUGGUUUUAUUUUAUUUUAUUUUUAUUUUUUUGAAUGAAGUGGUAAUUGGUCAUAUAGCUGAUCCAGCUAGUCUUGACAUUGUAGCAGUAGACUAGUAGAUAUUAAUCUAGAACAAUUUGUGUCUCUGAAGACAUGAAAAACCUGCAAGCGAAGUGCUGCCAUGAGCAGGUCUUUCAGGCAGGUCCUGUGUCAGACUUGUUCUGCUGUUUUCCUCCUUGAUUUGUAUAAUCUGCUUUUAUAUUUUUUUUUUUAUUUUUUUUUUGUUCAAUUAUUACAUUGUGCUAUUUCUGAAUCUAACUUUUGUUUCUCAGUCAGUGUGAAACCCCUAAACGUAAAGCCGUAGAUCGCUGCUCCAUUGAGAGAACUUGUUCUUCAGAUUCUGUGGAUGCCGGUACGUGACAUGCAGGCACUCACUGACUUUAAUGGAGCUGUAGGAGUUUGUAUCUUUGGCUGCGGUCUGCUUUUCUUUGCUCUGUGUUGACUAUUCAGACUGUGCAGUCUGGCCCUGCCAUUGGAUGUGUUCUGUGUUCGUUUAUCUUGUUUGUACAAACUGCUUGUUCUGAUCGGUAUACACUGGAAGCUAAUUCUUCUAUUAUACAUUAAUUUUCCCUAUUACUCCAUCACUACUUUCCGUACUCUUCCCCCCUCAGGCCUGUUCCUUGAAUCUCCCCGUGCGCUGGAUUUUGCAGAUGUGGAGGAAAUGUGAGUAUCUGGUUUUUAAACUCCAACUCUCUGAUGCAACUGUUAAACUAACCUGAAUUUUUCAAGUUUGGCUAUUGUGAUCUUAAGUUUGAAAUUCACUUUGAAUUCUCAGUUUAGUAAAUAAAACUGCUUGCCUCUUCCUUGGAGGACAUGUGCUUCCUGGCAUGCAUUAAGACAUGCUAAUCAGCAGGUGUCCCUAUAGAGUGCACUAUUCCUGGUGAUAGAUUUAGCAGGAUCUGUGAUAUUAUGUAAACUGAAGUCGCUGAGCCAGUAUCUGUUUCAAAGAAUCUGCCUACAAAUAUUUGUUUUCCCUUUUUUUUUUUUUUUUUUUUUUUUUUUUUUUUUUUUUUUUUUUUUUUUUUUUUUUUUUUAGGUUUGAAAAAGCAACACAUCAAUCUGAGCGACUUCAAAAGUAAGCUGUCUUACCAUAUGAGUACACCAAAAGUUUGUCUGGUCUGUGCUGUCACAGUGGGGUAAUGGGACAUUCUGCUACAAAUAAAUAAAAAUCCCCUCUUAGUAGAUAUAUUGCCAGGGCAAAAUGCAUAUAUUUAAUUAUGCAUUUUUAAUUGUAGGUAUAUCUAAAAACAGCUUGUAAAAGAUGCUAUCUACCUCUUUCCCAGCCUAAACCUUUUGUGGCCAUCCAAUCAGGCUUCCCAAUACAGCUCAACGAGAAGUCUUUGCAAGGAAGGUGCUCUAGGCAAUUGCUGCCUCUUGAGUUUAUCUCCACUGAGUGAAACAAACCAGGAAAUAGGACCUGUUACCUGACUGUCAGGGGAGUGUAAGAAGGAUUGUGUAAAAAUAUCAAUGUUUUGUAAAAUAAGUCACUCUUCACACGGCACCCUUCAGCAAGCUGGAAGGGCUUUAGGUGUGUGUGGAGUCCCUCAAACCCCUUAAGGACACAUGACGGAAAUAUUCAGUCAUGAUUUCCUUUUUAUUUCAGAAGUUGUGUCCUUAAGGGUUUAAUUGAUGGCUUUGUUUGAUACAUAAAGUCUUAGGCAUGCACUCUCAUAAACUACUGCAUCUCAAAAGAAUUGGUGAGUGCCAAUGGUAGGAUAUGAUUGCACUUAACACACCAAGAAUUCAACAAACAAAUUGUAAGUAUAGCCACAGUGUGUCCAUUUGCAGCCAUAUUGUCCAAAUUUGCCAAUAAAGUUUAUACUGUUGGGUCACAGUGAAUGCAUUAAAUCAGAAACGGUCAUUACGGAGUAAUACACGGCAAGUGAAUUUGUAUAGGCUAUUAACUUCUAGCUGUGAACGUCAAUGAAAUCUAGUGUCCCAUCAGCCCUUCAUUUUGGAGACCUUGGUGGGGACUGGCCGUAGUUGGGUGGUUAGUACCUGCCAAUAUCGGUGUAAGAAUUGACGUUGUAAUCCUUUCUCCUGCUCUAGAAUCCCACUAGGAAGAAGGCGCUCUCUGCCGGUGAGUUCCAUUACUUUCCUGCUUGGCCUGUGGCUAGAAUCUUUUAUUACAGUGUGUGAUCUUUCAUGUGGGCCAGCUAAAUGUAAAAUGGCAAUCUACGUGGGGUGGAUUCAUCUGAUGUUGGGUUAAUGUGGAAUAAGGACAGCCCUGCUUUGUAUAUCCUACCAUUCUUUCUAAAUGGUGCCGUCUGACCAGAUACUUUAACUUCCCUUUGCUUUUCUCUUGUCUAAUUCCUCAUGCAGCAAAGGUUUUUGGGCUCAAGCCCUGCAUUCAAACGAAAUCUUUCAGACUCCCUGGACUGUGAUGUCUUCCACUUCAGUGAAAACAAGGAGAAUGUAAGUAAAUCAAGAGACACUCCACCUUGGCUCCCUGUCAUUGUUAUAAGCGCUGUCCUUUGCUCCUGGCAGUCUGCAUAGAGAGCAAGCAGAUAGGACAAGAAGGAAUCAUAGUUUCAAAUCUUUAUAUGCAAUGCCUUUCCUGGCUUUGUCUGAACUGGAUUUGAUCUCUAUAUAAUACUGUCAGAAUAUGCCUUUCUACUUAUUUUUACAUCUUUCAGACACACUGUUUAAAGUGGUGACAUCUGUCUUGUUUCAGGAUUCCUUUCAGUUUAAGAUGCCAGCCAGGCCGAAUUCCCGGUGUUCUUUUUUACUUUCUCAGGGGGAAGGGAAGGACUGCCUUGUGCAGAGGCAGAAAUCUGCGCCCGCUUGUAUGGUAUGUAAUCGUUGAGUAUCUGUAGUUAGAAGUAGGAAAUGCCAGAUUCCUAGUAAGCCCGUGCAGGAACCUGUCAAUGCUUUGAUUUAAAGAGAAUGUUAACAGGGAAUCCUUCAUAAAAAUCUAGAUAUUUAGUUGCUAAAUAUCUGGAGCUGAAACAAUCUGCAAUACUUGCUUUAAAUUCAGACUAAGCCAUGAUCUCUUAUUUUCCAGCUCACUUCACCUUCCAAAGGUACAGGAACCACUUGUGUGUCUUUCUUCCGGAGAAAGUCGUCAUGUGCAUCGACUGGAACAGAGGGGAGUGAUGAUGGUUUUUUGGACAUGCUGGAUGGCGAGGAUGAGGUACGCUCCCUACCCCCCUCCUCACCCCACCGGUGUACAGACCAACGCUCUUUGCAAACCUCUAAUACUUGCCUUCCUUUUUAUCUAAAGUCUUAUCUCUUUAUGUGCACAUUUUUAGUGGCAGUUUCAAUAGGGGGGAAAGUAAUGUGUGUUUGAGACUAGGAAGUAGAUCUUCAGCCUUUUGAAGGCCAACUCCCAUGAUUCUGGGAAAUAAAGAUAGAUAUUGUAGUUCAGCAGCUGGCAAUCUCCUAGUUGGCAAACGGUGCUGGGAUAGAAGAAUUAAUACCUUUUUAUAAGAUUGGCAGCAUAUGAUUUGCUGUUAGUGUUGUGGGAUUUAACUUUUUUUAUUUUUUAUUUAUAUAUAUCUGUAUGUACAUGCUUUGAAUCCUCUGUCUUGAAUAGCGCGUAUAAAAUCAUUAAUGUUCUUAAACAUUUGACUUGCUACAGAGGCUAUUACCAGCUUGUUUUGUUCUUACUUUGUAAAAUAUUCUGUUCGUUCCAGGUUGAUGUGGAGUAUCCUGGGGGAGUGGAGAGCCUCUGGAAGGCUCCUUUGGUUAUGAAGAGCACUGACGUGAGUGGCAGAAACACUGCAUUAUAUGAAUGAAAUGGCUUGUUUAUUCCUCUGUUCCAUAUUAACUGUCUGUUCAAAGGGACCUGCCAGUGCCUAACAUGUAGCUGGUGUUAGUUUACUGUAACUUAUUCUGUGUAUUUUGGCAAAUUCCUACAAUGCUAAAGCACUGCACUCCCACAAAGCCCAGUAUGGCAUCCUAUGUGACUGCACUAGGAAAUGUAAAAUACAGGAAUUUGGGGAGAUUAUCACACACUAGACAGAUAAAUGUAUAAUUUAUUUUAUCAUUAAGGUUCUCAAUACUUCAACUGAUUAGUAAUGUGAUUAUCAUAUUAUAUACCUGUAGUCUGAGCACCUGAUGGGCUCUUCUGUACUGAUUUUAGACAUUCUGCCUGUAAAAGCUCUGCUUCUAUUGCAAGCUCAUUUAUUAGGUAGAUAUUUAAUGCCAUCUUUCCUUAGUGUACAGAAAUGGUUUCUCCCUCUCAUCUCUGUGCAAGCAGAGCAGCUAAACGGAUCGAGCGGACACAAGGUGAAGAUUUGCCAAAGAAAAACAAGAGGCGGAGGAGCAUGUUGGAUGUGCCUUGUGACGAGGAGAGUGGUCAUGAGGUGAUGAUUCUAUAAAGGAGUGCUGGAGUAACCUGAAUCUCGGUCCUAGUAUUCCUAGAGACUACUCUAGCAAUGCUGACCUCCCACAUAAAAUCUAUUUAAAUCAUGGUUAUUGCUCAUUCUAAAACCUUCAUCUGGGUGCAAAUAUAACUUCACAUUAGUUUAACCGUUGAUGUGAUUGUUUUUAUUUACCAUCAUGAUCUAUGCAUUUAUUUAGGAAUAUGUUCUUUAAAUGUGAAAGUAAAUAAAACUUAGCAGUCGGGAUGCUACAACUCAUGGUGUCUAGUAUCCUAGUGUUUCAUCCCAACUGCUAAACCAAGAUUUGUCCAAAUAGGGAGGACUCUACUUACAAUUUUGGUUUUAAUACACUUUUUCCCACUCCUUUAACCCCUUCAUGACCUUGUCCGUCACCCGUUAAAAUUAACUCCGGAUUGGGGGAUUUGGUGUUAGGCUAACCAGGGGUUAAUGUUAAAAGUUUUAAACUUAAACUUUUUAAGCUUCAUUUUUUUAAUUAAGUAAAUUAAACCCCCACCCCUUACAGAGUCCAAAUAAAAAUUAACCCCUUCUCUGCCGGUCGAUCACUGCCUACAGUGAUCAAAAUACAGAUCACAGUACUGUACUUUGAGAGAUAGAUAGAUAGAUAUAUAUAUUUAUAUAUUCCCCCCCCCAACUCUCAGGGGUUCAAUUUAUUUAAACAUUUUAUAAUUUGCUAGCUGGGGUGGGAGUUAUGGGAAAAUGGGGAAUUUAAUGUUAGUGCUGCAUACUGCUAGUUAGGGGUUAACAGUAAAAAAAAUAAAAAAAAAAAAUUGUUAAAUCUGUUUGUUUUUUUUAAAACAAAAAAGCAAAACCAGUUUAAAAAAACAUUUAAAAACACUCAUUACCACUACACCUGGAACAAACUAGAGAAAAAAAUGAUCCCACGCCAAGAUUCAAAAUAUGCCUUUAUUUACCCCAGAGUGUAUUCUUUAAUAAAUAGUAUGUGUUUGUGGGGAAGUUUCAAUAACAAACCGUCUAAAUUACUCCAAAUUUGAACAUGGACACAGCGUAAAACUUCAAAGUUAGAAAAAAAAAACCUGGCUGCGUCUCAAAUGUGCCCCUUCAACAUCCACAUAUACCUGGCAAAGGUACAUACGGAGGUAUUGCUGUACUCAGACAACAUAGCUGAGUAACAUAUGAAGUAUUAUACAGUCGUAGCACACAUAAGGUUUGCAAAAUAUACUGUGCAAACUCACUUUGUGUGUCCAAAAAGGCAGAAAAAACGCUGAUUACCACUACACCUGGUACAAGCUAGCGGUAAAAUGAUCCCACGCUAAGGUUCAAAAUAUGCCUUUUGAAAUACCCUGGGGUGUCUAAUUUAAGAAAUGGUAGGCCUUUGUGGGGUAGUUUGAAUUUAAAACCUGCUAAGAUGCUUGGAAAUUGCACAUAGGCCCAGCGUCAAAAUUCAAAGUUCGGUAAAAACUGACAUGGCUUGGUCUCCUAUAUGGCAAAACUUUGUACAGGAAUAGCAUACACCCUUUACUUAACCUGCACUAAUUGUGCCCACAUUAUUGUAAAAAAAAAAAACAAAUUUUUUUUUUGUAUUUUAUAAUAAAUACGCAUUUGUGUGUGUAUGUAUGUUACAUCAAACUAAAGCCCUUUCUGUCCUUUAAAAAACGGUAUAUAAUAUGUCAGUGCAAUAAAUUUGUAAAAUGCAAAUUGCAGUUGAACAAACAGCAAAAAAAUGAAGAAAAUGCUGUUAAGUGAAAGACAAGCGUUUGAAGCUCUGUCAUUAAGGGGUUAAAUGUGUCUAAAGGUUUUUUUUAUUUACACUGAUAUUUAGAGGACACAUUCUUGGUAGACUUUUUUUAUUUUUUUAUUUUUUUUUAUUUUUUUUCUCUCUCGUAGUUCACUGUUUAGGGGUUACACUUCUUUUAUAUAUUUUUUAUUUUUUUUUAUUUUUUUUCUUCGCUUUAACUGAUUCUGAUACCACUCAGUGUAUGGUGUCAACCAGUAAAUGGCUCCUUUUUUAGGCAAAAGAAAAUAUGCCUAGAAUUGACAUUAGCCAGCCUGGAACUUUUUUGGCUGGCUACUGACAUAACAUUGCCAAAGGUGGAUUUUAAAUCUGACUGCAAAAUAGCUCCAUUUAUUGAAAAGCUUCAGACUCCAAGCAUCGUGCCAACUUCAAGUCACUGAAGUGGUUAUGGUGUUUGGAGUAACCCUUUAAGGUAAGCUGUACAUUGUCUUUACAGUUUGAACAGCAGUCUGAACUUUGUUAAUUUUUAUAACCUCCCUGGUCUGGAGUGUUCUUCUUGGCUAAACAUAAAACCUGUAAAUACAAUCUUUAUAAUUUCUCCUUUGUAGAAAACACAGCUUGCGCGGUCAAAGUCCUACGCGCAGGAGAGCAUUGAACACCUGUUUGAUAAUGAUGAAAGGGAUCUGAUUGGAGACUUUUCCCAGGUAAGGAAUGUGUGGUUGUGCCACUUGCGGGCUCCAGCUCUCCCUUUAAUGCAUUUUGGUAUCCUUGGAAUAUAGAUUUACUGACUUCCAGACCUUUUUAUAGCACUUUCAUGACCAGGUGCCUUAACUGGUUUCAACUGAACUUCUUGUAUUUCCCCCAACAGGCCUUCCUUUUUCCUACGGUGAGUGGAAAGCGCCAGGAACUAAAGUAUAUCAGCCCAGAAGUGGUAAGUGUUUAAUUUUCUGUUCGGAAUGAAGAUUUUAAAUAAAGCAAAAUAUUGACCUGUGAGCAUAUCUUGGGUAGGAUUGGGUUACAGCUUUAUUAACAAAGCCAAGGUUAAGAUUUAUGUAUAUCUUGGUAGGGACUCCAUUCUGACUUUAUUUUCAUGCUCUCUCCCAGAUGGUUAUGAUUCUUAGUGGAAAGUUUGAAUCUUUCAUUGAACGCUGUGUAAUCAUAGACUGCAGAUACCCAUACGAGUACGAAGGAGGACACAUCAAGGUAGGGUAUGAAAUUUCACAGCUAGUCUGUAGACGACUAAAUGUCAGGUCACCGUAAUGCGUUUUAAUGCGAAUAAGUGGUUUGCCUUAGCAAGCAGUGUAAAUAUAUUUACUAACUAAUUUGGGCGGUCCAUAUGGGUAUAUACCUUGUUAAAUACUCCGAACUCUGUCUGGUGCUCUGUGUAAAAUGGCUUGAAUAUUGCUUUUCUGCGAUCAUAAACUGCAGUAACCUCCAUAACUUGUACAGACUGUCUACCAAGCUGUCCACAUGUUUCAACAGUGAAAACUUGGAGCAUAUGUGGCAGACUAGUGCCAAGUCAUCCUGUUAACAUAUGCAUUGAUGUUCACAUAUCUUUGACUCUUGUAGGGAGCCAUUAAUAUGCACAUGGAACAAGAGGUGGAAGAUUAUCUGCUGAAAAAUCCAAUAAAGCCAUCUAGUUCGAAGAGAGUGAUCCUGAUUUUCCACUGCGAGUUUUCUUCAGAACGCGGCCCCAGAAUGUAAGUUCUAGGAAUUUUCUUUGAUCACUAACACUGAUUAGAAUGUGAUGGCAGAUAAGAACCAUUCCGCCCAUGUAGUCUGCCCAAUUUUUUUUUUUUUUAAAGACUUCGAUUAGUCCCUGGCCUUAUCUUAUAGUUAGGAUAUCCUUAAUGGGUUCUUUACAGUACCAAUAGCUGCUUCCUGACUAUUUUGGUCUAACUAAAAUCAUUUCAUAGAAUUGUCUAACACAUGGGUUGUCAACCUGGUCCCUACCGCCCACUAAUGGGCGUUUCAGGAUUCCAGGUGGGCGGUAGGGAUUUCGGCGGCACAACAAGCUAAAAUACUAAAUCCUCCUUUUGAGAGAGUGGGCGAGUGCACACAUGAAAGUACGACUGUGUGCGAGAAUGCAAAUGUGUAACACGGAAGGGGAGGAGUGGGAGCUGAUGCACGAUAGGGACAGACAGAAGAGGAGCAGAGCAGUUGUAAAAUAGGAGAAAAAAGUUAUACGCAGGACAAGGAGAGAAUUGUUGGCUAAUAAGUGUGCUAACUAGCUCAGCAUUACUUUUGUACAUUGCCAUAAGGAAGGUAAAAGAAAAGCAUUUUUAAAAAGGAAAAGAUGAGAUUUUUUGUGUACUUGUAGAAUAGGAGACAGGAGCAGAGUACCUGUAAAAAGGAAAGAAUUAUUGUGGACUACCUAGCUCAGCCUUCCUACUGGGCAUUGGGGGGCAGAGGGGGGUGGGGAGCUGAUGCACAGAUGAGAAAUCGUAUGAGCAAACAGUCAUCUGAAUAUCGCCAAAAGAGGAGACCUUUGUUUGUUCUUUACGAAAAUCGAACCAGAUAUCAAAUAUUUAGUCUUGCAGCAUCAACCUCAAAGGUAUCAUUAAAGGUAAUUUCAAUUUACUUUUUCUCAUUAACCCCUUAAGGAAACAUGACGGAAAUAUUGUCAUGAUUCCCUUUUAUUCCAGAAGUUGUGUCCUUAAGGGGUUAAACUUUAUGAAUGUUUAUAAUUUUUUAACUUUAUAAAGUAGAAAUAAAGGGUUUUUUUUUUUUUUUUUCCACCCUUUCUAAAAAAUAUUCUGCACUUGGGUGAAAACUGGUUGGCUGUAAGGUAAUUUUUCCAUCAAGAAAGAUGCAUUAGUGGGCGGUAGGUAGAAAAGGGCUGACUACCCCUGAUCUAAAAUAUCCGGUUCAAUCUCUGAAUGUUGGUCUGAUUAUAAGUAUUGAUAAUCCUUGGACCCCUUCCUGCAUUUCACUAACUGCCCUGUGGCAUGUUUUCUCACAGGUACAAGUUUCUACGGGAGAAAGACAGAGAUCUGAAUGAAUACCCUAAUUUGCACUACCCAGAGCUCUAUGUAUUACAUGGCGGAUACAAAGACUUCUUCCAGAAAGCACAGGUAACUGGUGCCAAUGCUACAUUCUCAAAGUGUCUGAUUCACAUCCCAUGACUUCAGAAGAUAUAACAAUUUACAGUACAAGGUGUCAUGGGGUGUUUUUUCAUAUGGGGCUAAUCUUGGUGCAAGUGGCGUGUUACUGCCGGCUGCCACAUUCUUACAUUGCUGCUUAACCAGAAUUUAAAAGUUGGACCUUCACUAGCUCCUGUUGGGGUCCGGCUAGCAAUAUGCAGGAUCUUUGUACAAUGGGUAACAUGGCUCCUGUGCCUUGCGCUGCUGGGGGGGUGUAAUCAUCUUGGUUGCCACUAAAAUUGUACAAAAAUGCAUUUCCGGUAUUACAAACCUGUGAAAUUACUUUUAAUGGGGGCAGAGAUUAGCAAUGCACCAGCACACACCACUUCAAGCAAAUCUGAGGUUUUCAAGUAGAAUGUCUCUGCUGGUUAACUUCUCCAUCUGCUUGGACAGUCCCUUCAGGGCAUAGUGCUGAACAAGAGGAUGCAUUUUUUUUUAUUUUUUUUUUAUUUUAUUUUUUCUCUACCCUCAGUGUUAAGUAGACUCGGGAUUCUCUUGCCCACUGAAGCUGACUUUAACAGAGUGCCUCUAGAGCGCAAUGAAUGCAUAGCUGCAGACUCAGAUCCUUUCACCCUCACUGCUGGAGAUAUGGGACAUGUAUGUCCAACACGAAGAGCAGUGAUCUUGGCCAGUUGGGUAAAGAAAUGACACAGCAUUGCUUCCUACUAUAUUGGCACGUGAUGCCAGAUUGUGCCACCACAGCCAUCAAACAGGACACUCAAAGCUUACUGGCAGACAUGUUGUUCACGGCUGAUCUGGCUGUGGUAAAGGCACAGGCUGUAACACCUAGAGGACAAGGUUUGCCCGCGCUGGGGGGAUCAGUGCUCCCUGCAGUUGUACUAUUUUGACAUUUGUCUGUUGUAUGCAGAUUACUUCCCUAAAAUCCUGUUCCACCCACAAUUUAUUUUAAAUUACUUUUACCCCUAAAUUAAUGGAUCUGGGAUUUGUCUGUUGACCCUACAUCACAGGAAAAUCAGAGUGAUUUAAGCUUAGCCUAAAAAAAACUUUUUUUUAUUUUUUAUUUUUUUUUUUCUUCCUCUGUCUGUCCUGCACUAAGCUUGAACAUGUCUUGUUUUUCAGACUUUCUGUGAACCCCAGACCUAUCGCCCCAUGCACCACGAAGACUUUAAAGAAGACUUUAAGAAAUUCCGCAUGAAAAGCCGAACAUGGGCUGGUGAAAAAAGCAAGCGGGAAAUGUACAGCCGCCUAAAAAAGCUGUGAUAUUUGCAGGCUUCACUCAUAUCGGAGACAGGGCAGGAGUCUCUGUUGUGAAGAGCACUGAAACUGUUCUGCCAUCUUUUGCACUUGUUUUAGACCAUGUAAUAACCCACCACAUGUGGCUGUGAGUCCUUGACGAGCUCUGCCCAUAACAGGGUGUCUGUCUGAGAAUGGCCCAAUCUGGGACAGUUUGUGUCUUGUAACGUAGUAUUUCUCUAUGGGUUACUACUUGUUUUUAAUCUCUCCCUAUGUCACAUUUGGGGGAAUAGUGACCGGGAGUGUUGUAUACACUAUCUUAUUUUUUUAUUUUGUUUACAAUAUUUUUAUAAAUCUUUUUAUUCAUGCCCCUGACCAGUCUCUUUAGGAAGUUCAUAUUGAAUCAAUGAUUCACCUUGGCCAGUGUUUUCAUAAGUGUGUAUGUUGAGCUUCAAUGAGCUCUGUAUGUUGAAUGAAAAUUUUAUAUUUAGUGUGAGUGUAAAAAAUGAAAUUCACUGGCAAUUUUUUUUUUUUUUUUUUUUAUAAAUGAGAUUGGCCUAAAUUACCAUCGCUGUGAACAGGUCAUUGUAAUGUUAACUUUUUCCCUAUUGCUGGGAGAGACGUUUUUUUUUUUUUUUUGGUUUGUCCCUCUAUUGACUUUUCUACCUUGGUAGAGGUGACAACAAGCUGGUAACGGUCAUUUAGAGCCAAAAUCCUGCCUGAAUGUUUACUUGUUUUCUAAUUUGUAUUUUAAUUGUCAAUGUGGCAGGUACGCAGUAACCUCUGCCUGGUAGGUGUGGCUCCUGUGACCCCCACCUCCUUGUUAGAUUUGGUUUGAUCGGAGUACCAUUAGUCUGUACAUGUUAUUGUAGACUGUGUAUAAUGUUACAAUUCACUGAUUUAUACAUAAGACUUGCUACCUGUGUUUUCCUGUGACAUCUUUAUUUACAAGGUUUAAAUCUGCCUGUAGGGAAUAUGCAAUCUGUAAUGCUGCUUUCUCCCUGCUACAGAAAAUAAACUACCUAAAACAUCUUUGUUC